Molecule: messenger RNA, 3043 nt
Organism: Hydractinia symbiolongicarpus
Lineage: Eukaryota; Metazoa; Cnidaria; Hydrozoa; Anthoathecata; Hydractiniidae
Product: integrator complex subunit 5-like
Exons: 26
Coding region: 59-2965 (968 amino acids)
Biological process (GO): snRNA 3'-end processing
Cellular component (GO): integrator complex
Source: RefSeq, a predicted model, not a curated record
UAAUAACUACAUUUUCUUAGGUUUAGUUAUGAUAUUUAUAUGACAUAAAAUAUAAUAUAUGUAUACCAUGAAUAGUGAAGAAAAAACUUAUGAAACCACAGAGAAACGUACACACCAGGUAUUGCUGGCCGAUGUGAAUUCGUUUUUAUCUAAACAUGCUGAUGACAAGGAUCGUCUUGCAUCAUUGGAAGAGCGAACAGACAGUGCUACUAUCCUACUCCAGUUGUUACCAUGUGCAAGAUAUGCUGUGCUGGAGAAACUAGGGGAGGUAUUUCUAGAUGAGGCUCAAAAAUAUGUUGUUGAGUUGGAAAGGCAAAAUUUAGAUGGCUUGCCUGCUUUUAUUGAAAAUGUGUCUAGAAAACGAGAUAUGCAAAUACGAAAAAUUCAACAGGUUUUGGUUUCAUCUAUCGAAGCAAAUUCAAAAGCAUGGGCACCAAUGAUUUUUCAGUGGGCUGUGCAAACAUUGAGUCAGAUAUGUGGACAAUAUGGAACAAAAAGACAUUUUAGUUCGUUAUCAUUGGAGGAAAGGUUUCAGAUGUGGCUUAAUUGUUCAGCAACAAACGUGCUGUUGGAAAUUAAUAUAACUUGCUUGAAUAAAAUCGUGCAACGAAAUCAGGAAAAUUGCUUGAAGUGUUUACUCAAUGCAACCCUUUCUUGCACACCUUAUUUUGAUUGGGCCCUUGCACAUAUCUGUUCCACAUUUGUGGAUUUUAUACCUUACACCUUUUUAUGUCAUGCAUUGGAAGCAUUCAGCAAACAGUCACGAAAAGCUGAAAUUAUAAUUGAAACAAUGCUGUCAAUAUUUCAGUUGAUACACAAACAGAAAAGCAGUGUUAUUGAAGAUGUUAUCUUUAAACUAUACGAAGAAAGCAUGGUUAGCAGUCUUGAUAUGAAAAAGAAAGAAAGCCACACAAUGUUGUGUACCAUUCCAUUCCUACUUCAUAUUUGUAUUCAGUCUGUUGACCUUUUCAUUCCCAUUAUGGACAGAUUCCUGCAAUCAGUAUCCCACAAGAAUUUAUUGAUCAUCUAUGAACAGAGUAAUAAGCGUGAGGAUGUUUUACAACGAGGGAUGUUGCGGAGAAUUGUUGAUUGCUUAAAAAUGCUAGAUGCAUCAAGCUUUAAGUUGAUUCAAUUUUUGAUCAAGUAUGCUUGCAAAGAAGAUACUAUUUUAGUAAAAGAAAAUCCUAACUUGGCUGAAGCAGUUCAGAACUUUUGUACUGUUGUGUUGGAGUUGUUAUGUUUGCAAUUAAAAACUGAUGUUCAUACAUAUGUUCAUCGCGUUCAGUAUCCUUUGAAAAACAAAUCUGUGGAUGAAGCUACGAAAAACCAAUUUUUGUCAUCCCUCUCUUCAUACACAAAACAACUGACACUUCAAAUGCUUAACACAACAGGACAAAAGUGCACAUUCUUAAAAACUUUUAUUUCCCUGAUGGCCAUCCAAGAAGGUGUAGCAAAGAUGGUUGAAGUCUUAAUAACAAUCUUUCUGAACACGGAUAUAAAAUCAAAUUAUUGUUUGCAAUAUUUCAUGGAAAUAUUUGAAUCAAGUAAACCUGACAUAAGGAAAGAUGUAUUUCAAAAAAUCUUUCAAACAAUGGAAGUCUCUGAUGAUGAAUAUUCUCACCGUCAGGUAAAUGCGCUGUUCGCAAAUCUUUUAACAUUAAUGGAAUCUGAAAAAUCUGACUCAACAGAAAGGCGGCUUUCUGCAACAUAUGAUAUCAAACUUUAUGUCAGCCAAAUUGCACACGUAUUAGCAUCGACAAGUAACAGAACUGUUGCCAUAACUGCCAUGAAACUGUUGCAAGUGCUGUGCUCUUCAGAGUUGCGCAUCUCAGAGUAUGCAGUAAUUGCUAAGUCAUCAGUUCAGUAUUAUUUUACUCGUCUGAACGAAAUGAGUGUUCUAUCGGAUAGAACAGAUUUUGACGAUUUAUCAAACGACUUGAAGCUUUGUGAUAAGUUAUUAGUCAAAGUUGUUAGUGAAUAUAAAGUGAUUCAACAAUUUGUGAUUAGAUUACUGUUGGAAUAUAUGCUAAAAAAGGAUGAAGAAGAAUUCGCUACAGAUCCUGAAGAGGCUUUUAUUAAAGUUGAAUUGGUCAAAUCGAAUUACUCGUGUAUUCAAGGGAAUCGAUUUAACAAUAAUUUGACUUCAAUUAGUUUUAAAGAUGGAUUGCGACUAAAUAAAAGAAAGUUGGAAGAAAUUCAUCCUCAAAAUGCGAAAUUGAUUCAUACCUUUUUCAUCAGUACAUUAUCAAACCUGCUUUCGGUAUCCGGUGGUUUUGGAACGUCCAAUGUAAUUGACACUAAGCAUACAAAUUUCUUGACUACCUGGGGUCACCACACAUUCACGCGAAGUUUUCCUAGUGCGUACGCGUAUACCGCAACAGUUAUCGUAGAGCUUGUGUGUCCUGAAAUUACACCUGUAAUGACAUGGCCAGACGAAGACUUUCUAAAGUACACCAUUGAGAGAGAUCUAAAAGUUAAACGAAGAUUUGACGCGCAACCUAUACUCUGGCAUAUUUUAGAAGUGAUUUCAUCAGCUCGCCCUUCAUUAUACCAUUGCUCAGUAAUACUUCAAAGUUUGCUGGGUAUGUCACUCAAGUUUUGGCAAUCGAACAGAAAAGCGUCGAGUAAGAGUUCACCUAUGGAGUUAGCAUCAGUGUCCAAAAUAAUGCACAUUUUGAAACAGGGUGGAUGGCUACCAGCAGCGUAUGAAAGUAUAGCCGACAUUUUUCAUAUGAUUAAACCUAAAGAAAUCUACGAAAUAUUGAGUGCCAUUUGGAAAUAUUUAAAAAACACGAAUUUUGCAGCCGAUAAAUUUUUAGAUCGUGAUCAAUUGGGAAGACCUCAGCUGCAUGUUAACAACGAACUUUUGCACCACGUCCGUGCUGUGAUUAAAGUCAUUUUUCUGCGAAAUAUCACCGAACUUGGUCAUCUGUAUCAUCGUUUUUUACGUGACAUUCCUUCAUAAAAUAAAACUGUUCUAGUUCUUUGGUUUUUCAUUUUCAUUUUGUACAUAUUCAUACAGAAAGAUUUUUCUAAACAGCUA